UCUUCUUCUUCUUCUUCUUCUUUCUGUUUGUAAAUCUUCAAUUUUUGUUUUUGCUUUUUCAUUAAACACAGAUAUACCAACACGUACACGUUCAUACUCAAGAAGAUAAACCAUGGAAGCUAUUGAUGACCUUGCCAAUGAUAAUAUUGCCCGUUCUUUGGCCUAUACAGCUCUAGAGUGUCGCCAGCAGCACUGUUUCGCCAACCUGCUCCCAAUAGCCACCAAGCUACUUCGCCAGCGUAUCCAGUAUCUCCACCCAACUAACACCAAUGACCUCAAGUCCUGGAGCACGGCCGUUCAGUGGCAAGAAGACUCGUGUCCAGAGAUUAUCGAGACAAUGUGGGAUGGCACAGGCGGCCAGUCAGACAACGACUAUCAGGAUGCUCUCUUCCAGAACCCAGUAUACUACAAACGUCUCGAUCCUGAAACCAUGCAUGCGAUGGUAGAGUUCUUGUCGCGCGGAACAAAGCAUUAUGUAGUCGUAUUGGCCCUUGAAGACGGAAAUGAGGAUACGUCGGAGCUUAAAUAUCACAAUACCAAGGAGUUUUCGGAUGAAGAAUGGAAGGAGGUUGUCUUGACCUGGUCAGAGACUGCAGAGGAAGCAGAACGGAUAUUUUUGAUGAUGGUAACUCAAAAGCGCACCAAGAUGACUGCAACCCCAGAGAGUGUGACUAGCACCCGAGAAGCACCCGAAGAUUAUUGGGGCGAUUGGUCCUCUGAAGAAAACGAGCCAAGUGAUACCAAAAACACAAAAAAGAAGGUCGACUCUGAAUGCAAUUCAGAUUCUGACGAUGACUCUGAAGACGAGUUCUUCACCAGGUGGAGCAAGAACCCAGGAACAUUGACUCCAGGAAUCGAUGAAGGCAAGAAUCUUAAGGAACCUGGUCUUGGUCUCGGUGGGCAGACCUCUGAGCAAGAAAAGCAAGAAAUGGAGGAGGAGUACGAUCAAUCAUACAACCCGCUUUUUACUGUCCCCAGCAUGCCCAAUCUGAUGGAUGCCCACACCAACGCUCUAGCUGAACUUACCCAUAUUCUCCAGACCUCGCUCCCAUCUGACCAGAGUGGAACCACCCGGCGCAAUGUUCUUCAACCACUCACCCAAAUAAACCCUUUGCCAAAAGUAGUGAGUCGUACACAAGCCUUAUAUAACCGCAACCAACAACAACAAGAUGCAUGGGGACAGACUGGUGUUCCGGGUGCUUACCCAGAAACUCCUAGUUCUGGUGCAGUAGAAACUACACGCGAAGAAGGACAGUCGACAGCUAGUGCAUUGGAUUCUACAAAACAAGAAGCUGGUAGAGGGCUUUUGAUGAAGAGCUUAAGAGCAUUAGUUGGAGCUGCUCAACUGUUAGGCUAUAGUGGGACUGAUAUCUUGAGUAUGGUAAAAGAUAUUGUGGAUGGAAAGUAAUGUAAUGUAAUGUAAUGUAAUGUAUAAAGGAAGAAACAAACAAACAGAGAAAGAGAGAAAGAGAUAGAUAGAAAAACGACAUGCAUUCUAUUCAUUGUCUAUAUGUUUUAAACUGGUCGAUAGAACCCAUGUAAUCUAUGCAAUCACCAUAUACCAAUAAAGACUAACUUACCCACUCGCUCAUACUCACUC
Molecule: messenger RNA, 1600 nt
Organism: Phycomyces blakesleeanus NRRL 1555(-)
Lineage: Eukaryota; Fungi; Mucoromycota; Mucoromycetes; Mucorales; Phycomycetaceae
Exons: 2
Coding region: 113-1408 (431 amino acids)
Source: RefSeq, a predicted model, not a curated record